Arabidopsis thaliana (thale cress) is the source of this 2725-nucleotide messenger RNA. RefSeq names its product GTP cyclohydrolase I. The transcript has 2 exons. Bases 1020 to 2420 code for a protein of 466 amino acids. Lineage: Eukaryota; Viridiplantae; Streptophyta; Magnoliopsida; Brassicales; Brassicaceae. Gene Ontology annotation, biological process: folic acid biosynthetic process; tetrahydrofolate biosynthetic process. Gene Ontology annotation, molecular function: GTP cyclohydrolase I activity. The record is from RefSeq and is marked reviewed.
GUUCGUUUCUUUGAUUACUUUUUAAAAAUGACUUUGUAAUUUCAUUGAUUCUGCUUUACGAAUGCUGAAUCUGGAAUUUUGUUUUGCUUUUGUUUAGAUUAUAUAUAUUUUAGAUACAUAUAAUAUAGUUAGUUUCAGUUAGAGUAUAUACUAAUAAAGAGCGACCGAUCUAAUAAAAUUAGUCUACUAGAUUGGUUAGGUAGAGUCUUUAAAUAUAAUCUUGCAAUUGAUAUUCCCUAUCAGAGCAUAUUAUAAGAAAAGUUCCGGUGACGUAUUCAACCAUUAAACCAAGAGAUAGAGAAUAUGAUUUUAAAAAGUUGAUUUGGAGAUUAUCAUCUAUAGUUUUUUCUGCCAUCUCUGGUAAUGUAGAUUUUUUAUUUCCACAAAUAGGUGAAAAAAAAGAAGGAAAAGAAUCAAGUGGGUUACUAGCUAGGUUGGUCGGUAACAUUAUUAUUUUGGGACAGAACAUGUUGAAAGGUUUGGUGCAUUCGAAAAGUCUUCGCCGCCUUGCCUUUUUAAAUAAUUUUUGUUUUAAACAUCACUAAAAAGACUAUAGUCUAUAGAAAAAGAAAAGAAAAAAAGUCAUUAGUUUUAAUCGCAUUACGCUUUCGGAUAACACGAAAGGUUAAAUUAUAAAAUGAACGAUUUUACGAAUCCACAUAUUCCUGGAUCAACGGGAACCCUUCGUUUCUUUCCCACCCGCGUGUUAUCCCGUUUCUCAAAUUUCUCAUCUUUCCGGGAAAAUUCACUUUUUUUUUUUCCUGGGAAGAUUCGUUGUGUUGUGAAUUUUAGUGGGCACCUUCAAAUUUUCGAUUUUUUUUUUAUUUUCCUUGUCUCUUACCUGAUUUGGUGAUUUAUUAUUACAUCAACCACUCGAUUCGUUAGAUUUCCGGAUUUGAAAAAGAGUCACCAACUUGUACGGAUUCUCGUUUUGGGGAUCGAGUAUUGCUGAUUUGUGAUUUUGUUGUUUUUGGGUACUUUCCCUUUGUGGAUUCGGAUCUGGUUGGUGGCUUUGUCAAAUGGGCGCAUUAGAUGAGGGAUGUUUGAAUCUGGAGCUCGACAUUGGAAUGAAAAAUGGCUGCAUUGAGCUUGCUUUCGAGCACCAACCUGAGACUUUAGCAAUCCAAGACGCUGUCAAACUUCUCUUGCAAGGUCUUCAUGAAGAUGUCAAUCGGGAAGGCAUCAAAAAGACUCCUUUCCGUGUCGCCAAGGCCCUUCGUGAAGGGACCAGAGGUUAUAAGCAAAAGGUGAAGGACUAUGUACAGAGUGCUCUGUUUCCAGAAGCAGGGUUGGAUGAAGGAGUUGGGCAAGCAGGAGGAGUCGGAGGACUUGUUGUUGUCAGAGACCUCGAUCAUUACUCUUACUGUGAAUCUUGCUUGCUUCCUUUUCAUGUCAAGUGUCACAUAGGUUAUGUCCCAUCGGGCCAGAGAGUGUUAGGACUGAGCAAGUUCUCUAGAGUCACUGAUGUUUUCGCCAAGCGGCUCCAAGACCCUCAGCGUUUGGCUGAUGAUAUUUGUUCAGCUCUCCAACAUUGGGUCAAACCAGCUGGAGUCGCUGUUGUUCUUGAAUGCUCUCACAUUCACUUCCCCAGUUUGGACUUGGACUCUCUGAACUUGUCUAGCCACCGUGGAUUUGUGAAGCUACUGGUUUCCUCGGGGUCAGGAGUUUUCGAGGAUGAAAGCUCGAAUCUUUGGGGUGAAUUUCAGAGUUUCUUGAUGUUCAAAGGUGUAAAAACGCAAGCUUUGUGCAGAAAUGGCAGCUCUGUGAAAGAGUGGUGCCCAAGCGUUAAAAGCUCGUCUAAAUUAUCACCUGAAGUUGACCCGGAAAUGGUUUCUGCUGUUGUUUCCAUCCUGAAAUCACUGGGAGAAGAUCCGUUGAGGAAAGAACUCAUUGCUACACCAACUCGAUUCCUCAAAUGGAUGUUGAACUUCCAAAGAACCAACCUCGAAAUGAAGCUAAACAGCUUUAACCCUGCCAAAGUCAAUGGCGAGGUCAAAGAGAAAAGGCUGCACUGUGAGCUGAACAUGCCCUUCUGGUCAAUGUGUGAACAUCAUUUGCUUCCUUUCUAUGGAGUUGUUCAUAUUGGCUACUUUUGUGCUGAAGGAUCCAACCCCAACCCUGUUGGAAGUUCACUCAUGAAAGCGAUUGUACACUUUUAUGGGUUCAAGCUUCAAGUGCAAGAGAGGAUGACUCGACAGAUCGCUGAAACGCUAUCGCCUCUUGUUGGCGGGGAUGUGAUUGUUGUGGCGGAAGCUGGGCAUACUUGUAUGAUCUCUAGAGGAAUUGAGAAGUUUGGAAGCAGCACCGCGACAAUCGCAGUUUUGGGUCGGUUUUCGAGUGACAAUUCCGCAAGAGCGAUGUUUCUAGACAAGAUCCAUACAACUAAUGCCUUGAAGACAGAGUCAAGCUCUCCAUUUUGAGAUGGUUUCAUGUCUGUUUGUUGUCUUUUUUUUAUGCUUCUGCUUGUCUUCUCUUUUUUUUGUUAUAUGAUAAAUACUUCGGAAGUUGCUAAACUUCGGAAGCAAACCAAUGAUUUCUUGGUUUUGAUUCUUCUUCAUGGGUUUGUUUGUUUCUACAUGGAAAAUGAAUAUUUAUCUUUAUGUUAGGUGUGACAUUCUCUUAAUAUAGAUAGAUUUUGUUAGCCAUACUAUUACUACAUUGGACUUUGUUUAGAAUGAAAAGAGAUAUUGAAAUUUGAAAGUUUAUAAAGCAUUACUCAAUCCUG